UACUGGAUUCAUCUUUCACAUGUUUUGCCAUGUUUUUGGCAGACAUCAUUGCGCGCGUGUGACUUAUGUUUUGCGUUCUAUGUACAAGUUUGUUUGAAAUGCUAGUUUUUGUUUUGUGUAGAAUGUUAAACUGUAAUUGAGAACCAACAUGAAUCGUGCCCGACGUAGUGUAUUGGCCAACAAAAAACGAACCACAGUAAAAGUUAGUGAUGACGAUUUUGAAAGUGGCACCGAUGAAGAUGGCGAUUUCUCCGCCAGCGAGGAAGAAUGGCUGCCGGGAAAGGAUAAAAAAUCAAAAAGAUCCAGUGGCUCCGUUCAAGCUCAAGAGCCUGUUACGGAGUCUGAGGAUACCGAUGAAUUGGACGAAGAUGAUGAUCUUACAGAAAAUUCCGAGAGUGAUGCAAGUUCUGUAGUGUUCAAACAAACGGGUGGUACAAAAAGAUCUUCAAAAGGUUCUCCUAAACAGCAUCUAAAAAAGAAGCGUCUUUCGCCUGGCACAAGAGAUGAGCUUUACAAGCGAACCAAGAAGCAUCUAUUGAAAAAUCCGGAUCCGGAACGACCCUCUUUGAACAGUUCUUUGUCCGAUAUUUUAAAGAACUGCAAAUUCAAGAAAAAGAAAGACAUCGCCCAAAUUCCAAGGUUAGAAUCAACUGCCAAAAAAGCGAAGAUAAGAGCGCAUAAAAGUGAUGAAUCUGACAGCAGUGGCGAUGAUCAUUUGGUUAGCCCUGAAAAGUUGGACCUUAAUUCCGGUUUUUUUGACCGUGUGCAAAUUGAAGAAAUGAAAACGGCUCCAAUUACGUUCGAUUGCAAUGCUGGCGUACGACUUUCAGAUAGCUCUGGUGAAGACGAACAGUUAGAGGAGAAUUUACCAGCAUCAAUUCCUAAAUCUGCUGCGAAUAAUUUAAUCAGCAAAAUAAAUGAAUCAUCGAGCGGCCUUUUAAAUUUUAAUAACCUUGGGGAGUUCACCACAAAGAUGGAAGAAGCCAAGCAAUUACUACGAAACUAUCAACCACGUACAAAAAGCAGUCAGGAGAAUAGUGAAGGAGGUGAAGAUGUUUCAAAUUUAUUGGCUCUGGGUGAGGCAGAGGCUGACGUCUCAUCCGGAAAACAAAUCAAGAUCAGCCAACAAGAUGAUGAUAGUAUAAACGAAGAAUCCGAUUGGGAAGAGGUUGAGGAAGCCAAAAAAAGUCAGAAAACUCAAAAACCACCGGAUGACUAUCAAAUUACGGUCGAAGUUGAAACGAGUAAAUCUAAAAAGGAACGCUGGGAGGAAAUUGAAAUGGAAUUGUACAUCAAGCGGCAAAUUAACAAGGUUAAGCGGGACAACCAGAUGGCUUAUCAUAAGAGUAGCGUUCUAUGCACAAUUGCCCUUGGACUAAGGUUGAAUGAGAUCCUAAACUCGGACAAGAUGAAAGCCAUGGCGCUGUCUUUGAUGCAGUCAAAGAAAUGUCUGCCAAAGGGUAAAGUGGAUGGAAAAUUUGUACAGCAAAUGAUGGAGUGGUUUAAAGAUACGUUAACUUUGAAAAGCCAAGCAAUGCUUGUAACUAAUAGUUUAAAUCUCAGAUGCAGCCUAGCCUUAGGUUUCUUCACCAAACAAGUUGCAUGCAAACGAGAUUUUUUGCUAUUAUUUUUGGGAUGCAUGAGAGUAGUUGGGGUGCAAUGCCGCUUAGUUAUUUCCGCUAACACUCCUCCGAAGCGUCCUGCGAUGAAAGACUUGUGUCCAAUAUCUGAACGGCAGCUCAUUGAAAAAUUCGAGAAGGAAUACUGUAAAAAAAGUCACUUGCAGAAUGGUCAUGCGCACGAUAGUUCUGUUCAAAGUCUGGAUAAGAUGGAUGAUAGUGAAUGUCGUGUGGACGAAACUGGUGAAAAGAACACGCCCCAGUCAAACUCUGGGAAAACUCCCAAGGCAGCAAAUAUCCAAAACGAUUCAAACUCUCAAAUCAAAGAAGUUAACUCAAAGAAAGCGGUAUCAAAAAAAGAUAUAUUGAAGCAAGAGAAUACUAUUACAGUUGAACAUGUACAUAGUUCGCACGAAUGUAAAAUGGAUGAAACAGGGGACGAUGCUUCCAAGUCUUCAGCUAUAAACAAGAAAAUACCUCGUAAGUCUGUGCCAAAAAUUGAAGUUGAUUAUCAAACAGACAACCCUUCUCGUUGUACACGAUCAAGAAGCAAAAUGUCUCCAAUGUCUGACGGUGCAUCCUCAGAUACAUCGAAACAGAUUCAUUUUUCGCUCAUUCCCGUUGAAAGCAAACGAAAGUCUAAACCCCCCACGCCAAGUCCAUCGUCGAAGGAGAACGUGGAACCUACAAAAAGUAUCCUCAGACGAUCGUCGCCUAGAACGUCUGGUAAAAUAAAUCAAGGCAGUUCUCAAACUAAAACAACCCACGGCACUUUAUGCAUUCCUCAGUUGGACGGUAUCAGCGACAUAGUUUCAACUCCCAAGAGUGUUCCUUUCUCGCGCAGGCUACGCAGCCGUGCCAAGACAAACACAAUUAAGGCUGAGCAAGAUGAUGGUACACAUUUCACCAGACGAGCCAGAAAUACUCCUACCGCUAAAGAACAAAACAAUAAUCAACCUGGGAAAAUAUUGAAACGAAAGCUCCGUUCCGAACAACCACUAAUGUCGAAAAACAAAAUUCUUUCGGCUUGUUCUUCGUCUGAAAGUGAAGCUGAAGCUGUCUUUUCUGAAUCGCAACCAUCUCCAGCAUUAAACAAAAAACGUACUACCCUCGCGAAAAAACGAAUAAAACCACUACCUGCAGAUUCGGACUACAGCGAUUUUGAGCCACCGGGAGAGAAGAAAACAAAAAAGGCCAAGACAAAAUCUGAACUGUCGGCACAGAAGAAAAAAUCAGCGGGAGGAACUAGCAAGAAGAAAAAAUCCGCCUCUAAAGUCGAGGAAAAGGAACCGAUCGGAACUGAUGUUUCUGGAUCUGGAAAGACAGACAUGUGGUUUGAGUUUUUCUCGGAAAAGGACAGCAGAUGGAUCGCUGGGGAUUUGUUCACAGGAAAAAUAGAUUGCGUUGAUUAUAUAGCGCGUCACGCCACCGCUCCAAUAAGUUACGUGUUUGGCUUCGACAACCAGAACCACGUCAAAGACAUCACUCCCCGCUAUGUGCAACACUGGAACACUGUAAGUCGGAAACUACGAGUUGAGCCCAAGUGGUUGGACAAGGCUCUCAAACCAUUCAAAGCGGAAAAAACCGACCGAGAAUCGAUCGAGGAUGCAGAGUUGAACAAGAUACACAUCGAUAAACCAUUGCCAACCACUAUCGCCGAAUGCAAGAAUCACCCACUGUACGUGUUGAAACGGCACUUGCUAAAGUAUGAAGCUUUGUAUCCUGCAGAUUUGCCCAGUUUAGGAUUUGUCCGCGGCGAGGCAAUUUACGCUCGUGAGUGCUUAUUCAUUUUGCAAACCCGCGAGAAAUGGUUCAAACAGGGACGCGUGGUGAAGGCCUUCGAAACGGCGUACAAGGUAGUGAAGUGCUGGAAGUACGAUAAGCCAAACAACGUAUGGUUGAAGAACCAACCGUGUGACAUUUUUGGAAUCUGGCAAACAGAAGAAUACGAUCCACCAGCGGCGGAAAAUGGUAGAGUUCCGCGCAACGAGUACGGUAACGUUGAGUUGUUUGUUCCAAGAAUGUUGCCCAAAAAGACGGUGCAUUUACAGCUUCCAGGUCUUAACCGGGUCUGCCGACGACUUGGUAUUGAUUGUGCACCAGCUUUAACCGGAUUCGAAAAAGUUCGCAUGCGAAUGGUUCCCGUCUACGAUGGAUUUGUGGUAUGUGAAGAAUUCGCCAAUGAGGUAACUGAAGAAUGGUACAAAGAAAUGGAGUUGGAGGAGCAGAAGGAACAGGAGAAAUACGAAAAACGGGUUUACGGAAACUGGAAACGUCUCAUUAGAGGGGUGCUGGUUCGCCGAAAGUUGCAAAACAAGUACAAUUUCGAUAAUCUGUAAAAUGUGGUAGGGUUCUGUUAUUGUUUACAAGAUAUGUGUUUAUUGAAAAUAUGUGUUUAUUCAAGCUAAUCUGAUAUUUUAUACGUUCCAAACGGCCUUUUACAAAUAAAUAUAUG
Topomyia yanbarensis is the source of this 4074-nucleotide messenger RNA. RefSeq names its product DNA repair protein complementing XP-C cells homolog. Gene Ontology annotation, biological process: nucleotide-excision repair; mismatch repair. Gene Ontology annotation, cellular component: nucleotide-excision repair factor 2 complex; XPC complex; nucleus. The record is from RefSeq and is a predicted model, not a curated record. The transcript has 5 exons. NCBI's taxonomy places the organism in Eukaryota, Metazoa, Arthropoda, Insecta, Diptera, Culicidae. Gene Ontology annotation, molecular function: damaged DNA binding; single-stranded DNA binding. The coding region runs from base 149 to 3958 and encodes 1269 amino acids.